UUGGCCACGCCUUAUCCACACACUCCCCCAUUUCCAGACACAAUCUUAAGAACAUUAACAACAAACCCAUCACACAGAAUUCUCUUGGAAAGAGAAAAAACAGCAAUGUCUAUGGCAUCCUCAAUCCCCUAUAUCAAAAUCCCAAACACUUCAUCAUCAUCAUCAGCAGCAGCAUCUUCUACUUGUUGCAGACUGUGUACCACAGCCAAGCCUUAUAUUGUGACUAUAAGGAGUUCUCAGUCUGAAGGUCCUUUGAGAAGACCUACGGCACCUUCCCCGCCGUCUCCUGUCAAGCCAUUUCCUCCUUCACCGCCACCACCAACCACUCCUCCUCCUCAGUCUUCUUCUUCGCCUGCACCUGUGGGAGACCAGAAUGCGAUCAGUUUGGAGUUUCAGAGGCAAAAGGCAAAGGAACUGCAAGACUACUUUAAGCAGAAGAAGCUUGAGGAAUCAAAUCAAGGGCCUUUCCUUGGCUUCAUUGGAAAGAAUGAGAUUGGUAAUGGAAGGGACCGUAGGCAAAUUUUAACCUAUUUCUAUUAAUAACAUCCAAGCAAAGAACUUGCUAUAUGAUGACUGGUUUUUGGCGGUGUUGGUGUACUUGUAGAUGGGCAAUGUUCGGUUUUGCUGUCGGGAUGCUAACGGAGUACGCGACCGGGUCGAACUUUGUCGAUCAAGUAAAGAUCAUGCUCUCGAAUUUCGGGAUUAUCGAUUUGGAUUGAAACUCUUUUCCUUGUAACUUUAAAUGCUAUUUAUGUACAUUUUUUUUAUGAUCCAAUGUUGUUUUUUUGGUUAA
This is a messenger RNA of Gossypium raimondii (Peruvian cotton), 793 nucleotides long. Its product is annotated as light-harvesting complex-like protein OHP2, chloroplastic. The record is from RefSeq and is a predicted model, not a curated record. The transcript has 2 exons. The coding region runs from base 106 to 540 and encodes 144 amino acids. Lineage: Eukaryota; Viridiplantae; Streptophyta; Magnoliopsida; Malvales; Malvaceae. Gene Ontology annotation, cellular component: chloroplast thylakoid membrane.